UUCCCACUGAUGCAGUGGUGCAUGCGGUGCUGGCAGCCCAUCGCAAACAUAAAAACGCCCUCCACGCACCCCCUAGCAAUCUCACACCACAUUCCACAGACCAUAUCACACGUUCUGAAACCACUGUUGUAGAUAGCUCUAGUGCAUCGUGCACACAAGUUACAGCGGCAGCCGGCGAGAAUGGCAGCUAGGACGUCGAUCACGGCCACGAAACGGCCAUGGCUGCUGCUUCUCGCAGCACUGGCCACGGUGGUAGCGCACGUCGACGGUGCGACUGUAGCCGCUCCGGCGCCGGCUGUUGACUGCAGCGACGCCUUGAUCAGCCUGGCGGGGUGCCUGAGCUACGUGCAGGAGGGGAGCACGGUGGCGACGCCGGAGGGGUCGUGCUGCUCGGGGCUCAAGGACGUGGUGAAGAAGGAGGUGGCCUGCCUCUGCCAGGCCUUCCAGGGCGGCCAGGACUACGGCGUCACCCUCAACAUGACCAAGGCCCUGCAGCUGCCCGGCGCCUGCAAGGUCAAGACGCCUCCCUUCAGCAAGUGCCACAUUUCCAUUCCGGGCGUGGCCGGUGGGUCUCCAGCACCUGCACCUGCCCCGUCUUCCGGUGCUCCGUUCUUCGGGGGCUCGCCGUCACCAUCCAUGCCAUCGGCGGAAUCACCAGCCGAAGCCGGAACCGGAAGUGGCGACUCCACCACCGCUCGAGCUCCAUCCCCGUCGGCCUCCGCCGCGGCCACCUUCCCCGCUUCAGCAGACGUCCUCCUAGCCGCAGCGACUGUCGCCGCGACACUGCUCAUGUGAGCAGCUGGAUGCGCCUGUAAUUCAGCAAACCUGUUCGUCGUUCAUGCGACCAUUACCGCUGCACCCGCCCGACACAGCUGAGAAAGCGCAGACCAAGCCUUGUUGCUGGCUUGCUGCAUGUACCGAGAUGUAUCUUAUCUGAGAGUUUCCAUUCCAUUUUUAUACAGAUAUAUUAUUUAUACA
This is a messenger RNA of Triticum aestivum (bread wheat), 978 nucleotides long. Its product is annotated as non-specific lipid transfer protein GPI-anchored 31. Gene Ontology annotation, molecular function: lipid binding. Lineage: Eukaryota; Viridiplantae; Streptophyta; Magnoliopsida; Poales; Poaceae. The record is from RefSeq and is a predicted model, not a curated record. The coding region runs from base 181 to 795 and encodes 204 amino acids. Gene Ontology annotation, biological process: lipid transport. The transcript has 3 exons.